Messenger RNA from Myxocyprinus asiaticus (Chinese sucker), 3517 nucleotides. Its product is annotated as XK-related protein 4-like. Gene Ontology annotation, biological process: engulfment of apoptotic cell; phosphatidylserine exposure on apoptotic cell surface; apoptotic process involved in development. The record is from RefSeq and is a predicted model, not a curated record. Gene Ontology annotation, cellular component: plasma membrane. NCBI's taxonomy places the organism in Eukaryota, Metazoa, Chordata, Actinopteri, Cypriniformes, Catostomidae. The transcript is spliced from 3 exons. The coding region runs from base 123 to 1955 and encodes 610 amino acids.
UAGCUGGCGGAAGAGGAGGUCGCCCAGCCCAGUGUCUUUUCGCCUGGAAUAGAGAAGCUGAGGAGAAGACGCGAAAAGGAAGGCGAAAACGGUGUCGGCGCCGAGAAGACAAAGCUGCUACAAUGGCCGCUAAAUCCGACGGGGUACUAAAGAUAAAGAAGAGCGAUGUAGCAUUUACGCCUUUGCAGAAUUCGGAUCACUCGGGUUCGGUUCAAGGGCUCGCUCCGGGUUCGCAGCCGGAUUCUGGAACCGGAGAGGCGGACUUCGUCAAUGGGGAAUCGCGUUGCUGUGGCUCGAAUUCGACAUGCCUCCGCCUCGACAGGGAGCAGCAGAAAUACAUGGUCUGGGACUUUCUGUGGAUCCUCGCCGCAGUGACGGUGUAUUUCGCCGAUGUUGGCACAGAUAUUUGGCUUUCGGUCGACUAUUACCUCCGCCGCGAUUACUGGUGGUUCGGGCUUACGCUGUUUUUUGUGGUGCUCGGCUCGUUCUCCGUUCAGGUCUUCAGCUUCAGAUGGUUCGUCCAUGAUUUCAGCACCGAGGAGAGCUCCACCGGCGGGGCGGCGAGCUGCUCCCACAUGGACGGGAAGCUGCUCAGCUGCUCCGCUUCACAUGGAGACGUUGAAGCCCACCCGUCUGCACCUCAAAGGCAGGCAUCCACAGCAAGCAAAAGCAACAACACAACCAACAGCAGCAACAGCGCUACCGCAGCCCGGACUAGUAAGGCACGCUCAGCGUCCUGUUCCCUCUGUAUCUGGCUAUUGCAGUCCGUCAUUCACAUCUUACAACUCGGACAAAUCUGGAGGUACUUCCACACCAUAUACCUGGGUAUUAGGAGCAGGCAGAGUGGAGAGAAUGACCGCUGGAGGUUCUACUGGAGAAUGGUGUACGAGUAUGCAGACGUUAGCAUGCUCCAUCUGCUGGCGACCUUCCUGGAGAGCGCCCCUCAACUGGUGCUCCAGCUCUGUAUCAUCAUACAGACUCACAAGCUUCAGGCUGUACAGGGGAUGACAGCGGCUGCUUCUCUGGUAUCUCUGGCCUGGGCUUUGGCCUCCUACCAGAAAGCCUUGCGUGAUUCCCGUGAUGACAAGAAGCCCAUCAGCUACCUUGCAGUCAUCAUCCAGUUCUGCUGGCAUUUCUUCACCAUCGCUGCUCGGGUGGUGACAUUUGCUCUCUUCGCCUCCGUGUUUCAGCUCUACUUUGGCAUCUUCAUCGUGCUCCAUUGGUGCAUCAUGACUUUCUGGAUUGUGCACUGCGAGACUGAAUUCUGCAUCACCAAGUGGGAGGAGAUUGUCUUUGACAUGGUGGUAGGCAUCAUCUACAUCUUUAGCUGGUUCAACGUGAAGGAAGGACGCACCCGCUGUCGUCUCUUCACCUACUACUUCAUGAUCCUCCUCGAGAACACAGUCCUGAGUGCAUUGUGGUACUUGUACCGCUCACCGGCCAGCACGGACGCCUUUGCCGUUCCUGCCCUCUGCGUCAUCUUCUCCAGCUUCUUCACCGGAAUUGUCUUCAUGCUCAUGUACUACGCUUUCUUCCAUCCCAACGGGCCACACUUUGGCCGCUCAGCCAGCUUGGUCCAGCUAGAAGACCCAACCGCUACCUUCACACUGCCCCCAGAGGGUGCUACCAACUCCCUGCGCUCCAACCGCGGAGGCACACUGGCCAGGGACGUUGAUCGUGAGGCCAAGUACAGCGAGCGAGAUGGCUGCGUGCCCGUCUUUCAGGUGCGACCCACUGCCCCAUCUACGCCAUCCUCCCGCACCCCCCGCCUGGAGGAGACAGUCAUCAAAAUAGACUUGUGCAGGAAUCGCUACCCUGCCUGGGAGAGGCAUGUGCUGGACAGGAGUAUACGGAAAGCCAUCCUGGCCAUCGACUCCUCCCCUACCCCACCCCGUCUCCAGUAUAAAGACGACACACUGGUUCAAGAGCAUCUGGAGUAUGAGACCACCUUGUAGCCUGCGUUUUGGAAACACACAUACACUAAACAACAACAUGAACAUUGAACAGAUUACCAUCCACUUUAAUAAACAGCAGGACUGUGGCAAUAAAGUUCCUAGCCCUCCCUUUGGAGUACAUAGCAUCCAGCCAUGAUGUUGAUUGUCAUGGACAAAAGAACAUGGGCACAAUGUAUUUCUGGCUGGAGAAAUAAUCAAACUUUUUUAAGCCUUUCUCUUUUUUCAUUUAAUGUUAUGUUUUCUUUUUUAUUACUUCUGUCUUGUCAGGGAAUAUCUUGGUUUCUAAAACAUCAUUGCACUGGCUAAUAUGGACCACUAACCCCUCAAUCCUCCUAUCCUCCUAAUACUCAAGAGUCAAUCAUCGUCUCCAAACUGCAGGGUAAAGGAGAAAGAACCCUUGUUACAUGGCUUUACCAGUCCUCAGUCAGUUACGAACUUCUCAUAAGUUUGUUUCUUUCUUAGUGAAGGCUGUUCCCUUUGAAACUUUGCAUCACCUGCAUUUUAACAUUAUUCCACAGAAACAGGAUUUAAACUUCAAGGAUGUAUGGCUACCUAUCUACCUAAACAGUGUUCCAAAUUUCAUGUUGAUGGUACAAAUCUCUGAUUAGACUUGAUAUGUCCUUGUCCAGGGUGUUCUCAUCAGCAGUUCUCUACCAGUGCCAAAAGUUCUGCUCACACUGACUCCAUAAUGAACUGUGGUUCUAUACCACAGUAUGUGUAUAUAAACAGUUCAGCAUUUCAACCAUCUACUUGAAUCCUGUACAAAGAAAACUGAAAAAGUAUGCGAUCAUAGCACUGAAUCCAAGCCACUUGGGACAACGAAACAGGUAGAAAGCAAGCUUGUUUUGUUCUGUUCAGGAAAAGGCAAUGGGCCAAGAAAACACUUCCUGGCAGCUCCCUCCAGCCUCAUUCACCUCAUAGAACUGGGCUGAUAAGGAUCUGUCUGAUUCACAGCAAACACACAUGCACUGAGAAAGUUGGGGACACAAUACAUGAAAGACAGAGGUCGCCAGACUGCACUCAUCAAAACUUGGAUGAACUUCACCUUCUAUGUUAAAGAUACAGUGUUCUUCUAGACUGGGUCAGGUUUUGGGGCCUGUAUUUGGUGUGUGCCUGUGUUUGUGUGCUGUACAUCUCCAGUAAUGUGUGUGUGAAAGCAUGUAUUGACUAUAAACGGGGUCACCUUCCAUGCAUCCGGAAAGCCGCUGAAGUUGUGCUAUUCAAAACUCUACAGUGCAUCCAAGUCAUCAUCUACAAUGUUCACAGGUCUCUUCAAUUCCUGACUCACAGUCUACAAAUCAGAGGUGUCAAGGAUAAGAAGUCUGCAAAGAGCACAUUAGCAAAGAGCUAAUUUACUCUGAAUGACGCUCCAGGCCCAAUCAUUACACAAUCAUAUCUCCCUAAAAGAACACUGUAUCUUUAAAUCUGCCAAAAGCAUUUUUUUUAAAUACAAAAGUGUUUCUGUUCAGUUGCAAGUGUUUCUUUAUGUAGAAUAUCUAAAGGCAUUUAUGGAGAUAUGUUGAAGGUGUGGACAAAAAAAAAAAAAAAAAAAAAAAAAACAA